This is a messenger RNA of Fundulus heteroclitus (mummichog), 6033 nucleotides long. RefSeq names its product A-kinase anchor protein 6. Lineage: Eukaryota; Metazoa; Chordata; Actinopteri; Cyprinodontiformes; Fundulidae. The coding region runs from base 98 to 2374 and encodes 758 amino acids. The transcript has 12 exons. The record is from RefSeq and is a predicted model, not a curated record.
AAUUACCUACUCCAUUCGUCUUUUUGCCGUUUGUUGUGAAUGUACCUCAAGGAUUGUGUAUGUAGGUUCUGUUUGUUUAUUUUUUCUCUUUGCUUCCAUGUUUAUUGCUUUAAGGACAAAGAAAGCUGCCGCUCUUCAUCCUGGAGCAGACUGGAAGGUCCUCCUCCAUUUACCAGAGAUUGAGAAAUGGCUGAGAGCAACCAGCGAUCGAGUUGCACAGCUAACUUACUCUGUUGGACAAGACUGUGACAACAGACAUGUGGAUGUCCACCUAGUACAACUUAAGGACAUCUGUGAGGACAUUUCUGACCACGUGGAGCAGAUUCAUGCUUUACUGGAGACAGAAUUCUCCCUGAAACUUCUGUCCUACUCUGUUAACAUCAUUGUAGACAUUAGGACAGUGCAGCUGCUGUGGCACCAGUUGAGAGUCUCAGUUCUUGUUCUGAAAGAGCGUGUAUUGCAGGGUUUACAGGACCCUAACGGAAACUACAGCAGCCAGACUGACAUCUUACAGGCUUUCAGCCAGGACCAAAACCAGACCCGCCUGGAUGCUCUUACAGAAGUCGACGACUGUGGUCAGCUAACAAUACGCUGCAGCCAGGACUACUUCUCCCUGGAUUGUGGCAUCAUUGCCUUUGAGCUAAGUGACUAUAGUCCCAGUGACAAUCCUGAAGACCGGGAAAAAGAGCCCACAACUGAGGACACUUCCCAGGAGAUCAUUCACACCACAACUUCAAAUCUUGAACUUCACAAGAGUUUACAUCUCUCUCCACAGUGUGACAUGGAAAAGCCCAGUCAUUCUACAACUCAGUUACCCACAAAUAUAAGUGACAUGUCCAACUAUAAUAAAAGCUCAAGUCAGCCUCUGCAGGCUAUAAGUCACAGCGCUGAAUCUUCCCCCAUAAAGCAGUCACUUCCCAAGAGAGCUGCCUUGUUUUCAAAUGAAAGUACCAAAUCAAGGGGAAGUUUUAGGAGGGCCGACCAGCAAUCUGAACUACAAUUUAAUAAUGAGCCGAUUGGAAGAAAGCCCUCUUUUGUGGAUUGUCCAGACAGAUCCAAGUUCUGGUUAGAACUGGCCACAGUUCAUUUGGAAAAGGUUCCACAGUCCAACGAGAGUCUUCAGAGUGCAAAAGAGCACGACCUCCAGAAAUAUAUGUGCUCAACACAUAGAAAACCUGAGGGAACCUCUUGCACUGACAUUACCAACGCCAGCCUCCCCUUCUGUCAUCUGACGUCCACCCAAACAGAAAGGUCACAGAAGGGGACCCAUGCACCUAGUAAGGGUGACUAUGACUCCCCCCUGACCUCACCCAUGAGAGAACAGCUUCUGCCCUCAAAUUUGAAAGCAUCUGGAGAGGACUCUGAUCUGAUCAGGACUGCAGUCUGGAUAAUGAAGCGGCAGGGUCACACGGGUACCCAGGUUCCAUCAAAAAUCAAUGAGGAUAGGGAACACUGGUAUGGAUCCGAUGAGUUUCUGGCUCUCCCAGCUCAGCUCCAUGAAACUGAGAUGGCAGCUGUGAAAUUGGAAUGUCUGAUACAGUCUAGCACCCUGAACCAGAUAGGUUUGCAGGAUGUGGAUGACUGGGAACUGUCAGAACUUAAUGUAGACUCGGACAAUGGAGAAAGUGGAGUCAAUAUGGGUAAUAUAUGGGGGAGUGGGGAUUACAUUCCAUCUCCCCUGCCAUCACUGCAUCCUAAUAAACAAAACUCAAUGCGGUGCUUCAGCUCCACCCCCUCCAAUGAUAUUGCUCCCUCUCUGGAAGAAAGUUUAGAAUCAGGGCACUUAAGUGGCCUGUUAUCAGAUGAGGAAGAGAGCAGGAAGCAUGUGGAUGGUUCCCUACAACUAACAUCGCCCCUGGUGGAUGGGCAUGGAUGUGCUUCUCUAAUGAAGAAACUACUGGAGGACAUCCAGGAUCAGAAUGAAGACAUCUGGAGAAAGAUGGAGUGUUUUGUGCGGAAGGUGGACAGAUUCAUCUUAUGGUUACAAGAGGCAGUAGACAGCACAGAAAACUGGACGCAGCCCAGGCAGGAUUUGGAAAGCCUUAAGGUGUACUUGGACACUCACUUGAACUUUAAGAUAAAUGUCGACUGUCAAAAUGCUUUGAAGGACAGUAUAGUUGAAGAAGGAAAAGCACUACUCAACAUCAGCAGCUCCCACCAGUUGGCUCUGAAGGAUAUCCUUCAUAUGGUUCAAAGCCAGUGGGAUCAACUCCAGUGGCAGAUCCGACGCCAACAUGGCUGGAUGCUCCGUGCCCUUUACUGCAUUCAGGCCCGCUUCCUCUACACCAGUCAGUCACAUGAACCCUUUACAGCCAACUUGGACUUUUCAGCAAGUAGGCAGCUUCCACAGUUUGCAGAAGACCUCAAGACAUGAUUGAAGAAGCCAGGGCUGUAUAUUGUCCAGGGCUGAUGUGAGGACGUCGAUGCUUCCUGUGUGCUUUUAGCAGGUGUAAAAAGAACAGCAUCAUCAGCAUACAUUUGGAAUUGGACAUUUUGACAAACAUCUGGGAGGUCAUUUAUAUAUAAGGAGAACAAUACCAGUCCCAAAAUAGAACCUUGUGGGACCCCUGCUGGACAUUCAAGGUAGGACGACAUAGUACCACCAACACUCACAGAUUGUUUUCUGUCGGAUAAGUAAGAUUUAAACCACGCUAUGGCAUCAUCUGCGAAGUUGAAGUGAGUCAUUUUGGACAGAAGUGCUUGAUGGUCUACAGUAUCAAACGCCUUCUUGAAAUCCAAAAAGACUGCACCAACACCGGUGGUUUUAUCAAGCAAGGAUUUCACUGUUUCUAUGAAGACACAGUUUGCUGUCUCUGUGGAGUGGUACUGGCGAAACCCAAAUUGCAUGGGGUGCAGGAGAGAGCAGCCUUGGCUAAGGUGUUUGUUUAGCAGUUUGGAAAUCCACUUUUCUGCAACCUUAGAUACAACAGGGAGAAUGCUGAUGGGGCGAUAGUUUGAAAUAUUUGUUUUGUCUCCUGAUUUGAAAAUUGGUGAGACUGUGGCCACCUUCCAGUCUGAUGGGACAACUGUCAAUGUGAUUGAUAAAUUGAUAAGAUGUGUUAUUGGGCAUAUGAGUGUAUCUCUAUGGAUUUUUAAAAAGUGUGUGUCAAGGCCAUACACAUCUUUGGCCUUUGAGGGCUUCAGGGAGUUAAUAAUGUUGGCCACUUCUAACUCAGAAAUUUGCUCUAAUUUCAAUGUUGGCUGUCCAGGAUCUAUGCAUUUGCGGGCUAUCUCAGAAUGACUAAACAUUUGGGUUAUUUCAUUGGUAGAGUUAAUGAAGAAAUUAUUGAAUUCAUUUGCUAAUUCUUUUAGAUUAUGUAGCAGCUCAUUAUUUACUUUUAUUUCCAAUUUAUCACUGUCUAUUUUAUUUUGUUUUUCAGUCAGUUUAUUAAUAUUUUGCCAUAUAAUUUUGCCAUUUCCGUUUGCACUUUUAAAGAUGUCCAGGAAAAAAUGUGCCUUGGCUUUACGUAAGGCGUGAGUUGUUUUGUUUCUCAUGAAGGUAAAUCUUUGCCUGUCAACGGUGAGACCAGAUUUUAAAAACACUUUGAGUAAAAUGUCUCUUUCUUUCAUGAGUUUUUUACAUUCAUUACUCAGACAGGGUAGAUGGUUUCCCUUUUUUUUUACUCUUUCCUUUUUUUAAAAAAAGGUUCUAUUAUUUCUUUUAUUUUUGAGUUAAAAAUCUUGGAGUUUAAUUCAAUAUUAUUAUUAGAAAAUAGUGUAAACCAGUUUAUUUCAUUUAACAAAAUGUCAAGGUUUGGAUGUACAUAUUUUGGAAUAAAAUUAUAAUGAUUAUGAAAAGUAGAUGAAGUGAAUCGUUUUUUACUUAAUUUUUGAGAGAAAAGUACAAUAUUAUGAUCAGAAAGCCCCGUUAUAAGGUUGUAUGUUUUAAUGAUCCUCUCUGUAUGGUUUGUAAAUAACAGAUCUAUUAGAGUUUCAGAGUGGCUUGUUAUUCUGGUAGGAUUUUUAAUUAUUUGUGUUAAAUUAAAAUAGUCUGUUAUUUGUUUAAGUGUUGUUCGUUCCUUCUUAACCAUCCAAUUAAUGUUAAAGUCACCCAUUAAAAUAAUUUCUUCAGUUUUGUCACAAUGUUUGAGUAGAAGUUUAAGUUGUUCAUAAAAAUCAAUUUUUGCAGUGGGCUUUCUAUAUAUGCACACAAUAAUAAAAGACAUAGUUUUUGAGAGUGAUAUGUCAACACCUAUACAUUCUAAAAAAAAAUGUCACUUGGCCAUUCAAUCAUCGUGCACUUUAGGGUAUGUCGGACAUAUAUUACAACUCCCCCACCCCUCCCAUUAUCUCUGUCCUUUCUAAAUACAUUAUACCCAGGCAUAUUUACAACAGCAUCAGGUGAAGUAUGGGUCAACCACGUCUCUGUGAAUCCUAGAAAGUCAAUGUUGGAACUGUACAGCAGAUGCUCCAGCUGUUCGCGCUUAGGCUUCAUACUGCAUAUAUUUAAGUGACCGCCAAGUAGUCCCUUUAUUUUUGAUGACGGGUCCCAAACUACUUUGGCCUGAUAUAAUGUCCAGAACAUUUUGGUGGUUCUAUGCCGUUUGAACAGUGGAUUCCUAUGUUUUAUUGGAGGUGUCUGUUGGUUAGGACAGAGAGCAGUAGUUUGUGUCACACAAACUACUGCUCUCUGAGUGAGUCACACUCGGGGUCUCCCCUGGAAGAAGCUAUGGUGCAAAUACGCACUGGUGAGUGUGAGUCACACACUCACCAGUGCGCGCUCCUGCAUCUUUCCUGCCGCUUUGCUUCUCCGGCGAGUGCGCAGUCACUGGCACGACCCUGGUCGAGCUCAUGGAAAGGUCCGACCCAUCGGAACCAGUAUUACACUCCACACAUGGCAAAGCAGCUACUCCAUGGCCGCCUCUCCGCGCGCGGCACCACCAGUCAGCGACACACCUGCUCCUGCACCUGCGCCGGCAGGAACCCGAACACCUGCGCCAGUGGGACGCCCCAAAGCCUCCGUCCCCCUCGAAUCCAGCACACACAGGCCACCAGAACCAAACCAGGGCAGAAUCCACGACACCGGUCCCAACCACAGCAGCGCCGACUCCGCUCGCACUCCAACCGGGCCACGAGCAUGCAGCAGCCCGAGAUGCGGAGACUCCACAGAAGGACGUGGAAGCCCCACAGGCCACAGUCCAGGACAAGUACCCUCCACAGAAGGACGUGGAAGCCCCACAGGCCACAGUCCAGGACAAGUACCCUCCACAGAAGGAUGUGGAAGCCCCACAGGCCACAGUCCAGGACAAGUACCCUCCACAGGGCCCACAGCUAGAAGAGGUGGGUUAAACAAGCGGUUUGGCAGUGACCAGAUGUUUUGUGCGCCACUACCAUAUAACGCCGUCGUGUCUUCUGUAGCUUUUAUGGUGUUAAUUGUUGGUGGUGUUGGGCCUGGAUUAAGUUCGAUAUCUCCAGCCAGAAGUAAAACAAUCACCAACUGAGUAGAAAUCACACUGUUGUUUGGUGAAAUUCUCCUAGACGCUUUAGAUGGUAUUCUAGGAAGCCCAUUGUUGAGAAGUUUGAAGUAUAGAAGAUGGUGGCUCUUGAUGGCUUGUGUGAUUGAGCAGUUUUGAUUCUCUUGCAGAAAACAAUGCUUGACAGACAGAAUUGACAGUGUGGUGAUAUAUAAUAUUAUUACCCAGCUCCGUAGUAAGCAUUUAGAUGGUCACUUAAGCUAUUUGGGUGGACUUAGUAGAGAGCGUACAGCUCCUGCCAAACUGUGCGUGGCACCAGCAGCCAUCUUGCCUUUAGAGUGGAAUUAACAGUAAAAAGAAGGAAAAUAGUCUAUACUAGGGGGCUAGAAUGCUUUGACAUUCAGAUGUAAAACAGAAGACUAGAUUAGAAUUGCAAAGGUAUCCUAGAAAAACCUGAGUUGAGCAUGACUGGGGAAAAAAUAGCCUUCUCUUGCAGAUGGGUCCAGAGCCUUCUUCAGUUGUGAAAAAGUGAGUAAAUAUGUGCUCCUAAGAAGUAAAUAUAAUUAAUAAAUGAUAAGUUGUGUCUCAUUGAGACUGCCUAUAAAUGUAAAAGCCCUGA